UAUCACGUUGCAGUUUGUCUGAGCUUCCUGAUGAAAUAUUACUAAUAAUAUUGAAAAACUUGGAUUUUAUGACGUUAUGCCGCAUGAGUUAUGUAGAUAAGCGCUUCAAUAAUUUAAUACGGGACCCUGAACUCUAUACACGUUUAAACAUGAAAAUUAAGUUUCGCAAAAAUAUGCGCAAUAUAUUUUGUUGGUUUACAGCUAGAUGUAAACAUUUGCGACAGUUAGAUCUUACAGAAAGCGUAUUUGGUGUUAAGGAUUUCGUAAACUUUCUUGAGAAUUGCGGCAGGAAUUUAACGCACUUAAGAUUAAGUGACUGCAAAUCUGUUAACAGUUAUGUUCUACUUAAAAUUUCAGAGAUAUGCAAAAAUUUAAAAGAAUUGGAUCUAAGUGGUUGUGAACGUAUAAAUGACGAAGGAUUUUCGUAUCUUGAGAGGCUAAAUGGUUUGGGAAAUUUAAACCUUUGGAAUACUUAUAUAAAAACUCAACGCCUUUGCAAAAUACUGCGAAAAAAUCCACGGAUGCGUGAGUUACAUUUGUUGUCUAUGAACGGUUUCAACGGUUUAAACAUAGACGCAAUUGUAAUAGAGUUAAGAAAUUCGUGUCACAACUUGGAAGUAAUAUAUUUACCGCAUAGUUGUAAUCUUACAUCGCAGGGUUUGUACGCCCUCGCUGACUGUAAGAAUUUACGAAAAGUGACAUUUCCCCACUUUACACGCCUAAUCACUGAUGAUAGCUUGGACAGAUUUCUUUCUUCCAUUCAACGUCUGGAAGAAAUUUGUUUGCGCUUUGUUGACCUUACUGAUCGCAAUUUGGAAUUGCUAGCGCAGUGCAAAAAUUUGAAAAUGUUAUAUUUUUUAAAGAGAUAAAAUAUGACAACCCACAAUCAAUUUAUAUAUUGCGAGAGUUGUAGUCGAUAUCCCUAUGUCGGCAGAGUAUCCGUAGGAGAA
This is a messenger RNA of Temnothorax curvispinosus, 950 nucleotides long. RefSeq names its product F-box/LRR-repeat protein 4-like. NCBI's taxonomy places the organism in Eukaryota, Metazoa, Arthropoda, Insecta, Hymenoptera, Formicidae. Gene Ontology annotation, biological process: SCF-dependent proteasomal ubiquitin-dependent protein catabolic process. The record is from RefSeq and is a predicted model, not a curated record. The transcript has 5 exons. Gene Ontology annotation, cellular component: SCF ubiquitin ligase complex. Gene Ontology annotation, molecular function: protein binding. The coding region runs from base 69 to 869 and encodes 266 amino acids.